This is a messenger RNA of Rotaria socialis, 543 nucleotides long. NCBI's taxonomy places the organism in Eukaryota, Metazoa, Rotifera, Eurotatoria, Philodinida, Philodinidae. The record is from the annotation of a GenBank genome assembly.
AUGAACGACGAAACUACGAUGCGAAGUCAAUUAAUGUCCUCACAAACAUCACGAUUAAGUAGUUAUUCGGGGCGACAUUUUGAUUUUUUGGAUACACAUCAUUCGGUUUUUUCACGAAGUAGUUAUUAUAAUGAUAAAAUUGCAAUGCAUCCAUGGUUACGUCGUCCAUGUUCACGCUAUUCUGGCAUUUCACUUACAACAUUAUCUGCUGGUCCCUGUUCAAGUCGCAUUGAUGAAUUAGCUCGACCAAGAAUCAAACGUGAACGGCUUAUUCGACAAGAAUUUUUUGAUAAUUUUACAAAUUAUGCAUACAGUGGUGUUAAAGCUGGUGCAUUAACAGCACAGUGUUCAGAGCGUUUAACUGAACUUGCUCGGCCAAAAAAGAAACCAGUCAGCUCGAUGAAUGGUGAAAAAGCUCCACAUGAGGUUCCGGAAAGUGCACUUCAGGCACACAUAACUGAUCGCAUCGAAGCAUUGGCUAAACCAAGAUAUAAUAAACAUAUUCACAUGCAAUCAUUACGGAACAAUAAAAAAACAUCAUAG